This is a messenger RNA of Metarhizium album ARSEF 1941, 1476 nucleotides long. RefSeq names its product Major facilitator superfamily domain, general substrate transporter. Gene Ontology annotation, biological process: transmembrane transport. Gene Ontology annotation, molecular function: transmembrane transporter activity. The transcript is spliced from 3 exons. Gene Ontology annotation, cellular component: plasma membrane. Lineage: Eukaryota; Fungi; Ascomycota; Sordariomycetes; Hypocreales; Clavicipitaceae. Bases 1 to 1476 code for a protein of 491 amino acids. The record is from RefSeq and is a predicted model, not a curated record.
AUGCAUAUCUCAGAGGAGGCACCCUGUGGCCUCCAUUCCUCGCAACAGCAGCAGCAGCAGAAGCAGCAGGCACCGAGUGACUCGGACGAUGCGGCGACGGAUGAGCCCACCGUCAUUGCAACGCUGCCGGAGGGCGACGUCCUAUCAGAGGCAGAGGCGGCCAGGCUGCUUCGGAAAAUCGACUGGCACGUCCUGCCGAUGCUAUUUCUGAUCUACGUUGUGGCGUUCCUGGACCGGUCCAAUGUUUCCAACGCGCUCACCAUGAGCAUGCCAAAGGAGCUGGGCUUGACGGGCCAGCAGCCCAAUGUUUCACUGGCCGUCUUCUUUGUUCCCUACAUUGUCUUUGAGAUCCCGUCCAACCUCUUGAUGAAGAGGCUCUCGCCGCAUGUCUGGCUGUCCCUCUGUGUGCUCGGCUUUGGCGUCACGGAGCUAUGUCAGGGGUUCAUCCAGAACUACGGCGGACUGCUUGCAACCCGCUUUUUCCUGGGCUUCUUCGAGGCGGGCAUAUUCCCGGGGAGCUUCUACCUCAUCAGCUUCUGGUACAAACGCGACGAGGCCCAGAAGCGCUUCACCGUCUAUUUCUGCUCUGUCAUUCUUGCCUCGGCCUUUGGCGGGCUGCUGGCAUCGGCCAUUGCCAACAUGGAUGGCCUUCAGGGGAGAAGCAACUGGAGGUGGAUCUUUAUUCUCGAGGGGGUUCUCACCGUCCUGGUCGCCAUCAUAUCCUACUUUUCUGUAAGUGACUUUCCUCAGCAGGCGCGUUGGCUCUCCGAGAGAGAGAAACAGGCCGUGCUCAGAAAGACUCGAGCUCAGGACGCGCAUUCCGAGGGAAAGGUGACUCGAAGGGACUUGUGUGACUUUUUCAGUGAUGGCAAAAACUACCUGGGGGCCAUUAUGUACUUUUCUGUUGUAGUGCCGGUCUAUGCCUUUGCCUACUUCACGCCGACCAUCGUCAAGGGGCUCGGAUACAACGUGCUGCAAACGCAGCUCCGGUCCGUGCCUCCCUUUGCCGCCGCGUUCGGAUUCUGCCUAGUUCUGGCGUACUUGUCAGACCGAAGCGAUCGGCGGCUGCCCUACGUGCUCAUUUCGGGCGCUGUCCUUGUCACGGGGCUCGCCAUCCUCAUCACCACCCACGCAAACUUCUCGCUGCAGUAUGCAGGGAUUUGCCUCGUCUGUAUGGGUGCCUUGAGCGCGGGCCCGAGUGUCAUUUGCUGGUACCUCAUGAACCUGACGGGGCACAAGCAGCGAAGCAUCGGGUCUGCAUGGAUGAUUAGUUUUGGGAACACGGGUGGCAUCUUGGCCCCUUUUGCUUUUCUCCCGCAACAUGCUCCAUAUUACCGUCUCGGUUACUCGCUCUGCAUGGCCGUGACCGUCUUGGGUACCGUCGCCACUGCCUGUUAUGCCGUGCUUGUUGCCAGGGAGAGGCGCAGGAUAAGCAAAGCUGGUGGAGCCGACAAAGUGCAUGUUUCAUCGCUCUGA